Oncorhynchus masou masou (cherry salmon) is the source of this 7322-nucleotide messenger RNA. Its product is annotated as tumor protein p53-inducible protein 11-like. The record is from RefSeq and is a predicted model, not a curated record. The coding region runs from base 128 to 715 and encodes 195 amino acids. Lineage: Eukaryota; Metazoa; Chordata; Actinopteri; Salmoniformes; Salmonidae. The transcript has 7 exons.
GGGGACUGGAGUCAGCGUGGCGCUCUGCGAGAGACAUACUGCCUUGGAUCUAUAAACUAUUGGAAGGAAAGUUCCUCGUCUGCAAGUUUUUAGGCGUCAUAGGUCGUAACCGCCCCCCCCAUCAGCCAUGAGCAACAAACCCCAACCCCCUCUGAUGAAGAAACACAGCCAGACAGAUCUGGUGAGCCGGCUGAAGACCAGGAAGAUACUGGGCGUCGGAGGAGAGGACGAUGACGGAGAGAUACACAGGUCGAAGAUCAGUCAGAUGCUCGGAAAUCAGAUGAGGUUUGGUGUACGAGAGCCAAUAGGCCUCAGGAUAUGGAUUCUCAUGUCUGCUGUUCUGUUCACAACCACAGCCUUAAUAGCUCUAGUGUUCCCCAGUCAGCUCUAUGAGUUUGUGUUUGAGCUCAAGACCACCAGGAUCUCCAUCAGACUCUAUGGAGGAGCACUACUCAGUGUCUCAUUGAUCAUGUGGAAAGGUCUGUACACAGCAGAGAAGGCCAUUAUCCAGUGGACCCUGCUGACCGAGGCCUGCCUCUUGUCUGUCCAGUUCCUGGUGACCAGCAUCACCCUGGUGGAGCUGGGUCUGAUGUCAAACUCUGCCAUCCUCCUCCUCCUCAGUGAAGUCCUCUUCCUCAUCAUCACACUCCUCUACUACUACCACCUGGGUCGCAGGACCAAGAAGACCCAGAACCAUACACAUAGUGCUGAUUAGACCCAGAGCCAUACACAUAGCUCUGAUUAGACCCAGAACCAUAGAUAUAGCAGCUCUGAUUAGACCCAGAGCCAUACACAUGGCUCUGAUUAGACCCAGAACCAUAGAUAUAGCAGCUCUGAUUAGACCCAGAACCAUACACAUGGCUCUGAUUAGACCCAGAACCAUACACAUAGUUCUGAUUAGACCCAGAACCAUACACAUAGCUCUGAUUAGACCCAGAACCAUACACAUGGCUCUGAUUAGACCCAGAGCCAUACACAUAGCUCUGAUUAGACCCAGAACCAUAGAUAUAGCUCUGAUUAGACCCAGAACCAUACACAUUGUUCUGAUUAGACCCAGAACCAUACACAUAGUUCUGAUUAGACCCAGAACCAUACACAUUGUUCUGAUUAGACCCAGAACCAUACACAUUGUUCUGAUUAGACCCAGAACCAUACACAUAGCUCUGAUUAGACGCAGAACCAUAGAUAUAGCUCUGAUUAGACCCAGAACCAUACACAUAGUUAUGAUUAGACCCAGAACCAUAGAUAUAGCUCUGAUUAGACCCAGAACCAUACACAUAGUUAUGAUUAGACCCAGAACCAUAAACAUAGCUCUGAUUAGACCCAGAACCAUAGAUAUAGCAGCUCUGAUUAGACCCAGAACCAUAGAUCUAGUUCUGAUUCGACCCAGAACCAUAGAGAUAGCUCUGAUUAGACCCAAAACCAUAGAUAUAGCAGCUCAGAUUCGACCCAGAACCAUAGAUAUAGCAGCUCUGAUUAGACCCAGAACCAUAGAUAUAGCAGCUCUGAUUAGACCCAGAGCCAUAGAUCUAGUUCUGAUUAGACCCAGAACCAUAGAUCUAGUUCUGAUGAGACCCAGAACCAUACACAUAGUUCUGAUUAGACCCAGAACCAUAGAUAUAGCAGCUCUGAUUAGACCCAGAACCAUAAACAUAGCUCUGAUUAGACCCAGAACCAUAGAUAUAGCAGCUCUGAUUAGACCCAGAACCAUAGAUCUAGUUCUGAUUCGACCCAGAACCAUAGAUAUAGCAGCUCUGAUUAGACCCAAAACCAUAUAUAUAGCAGCUCAGAUUCGACCCAGAACCAUAGAUAUAGCAGCUCUGAUUAGACCCAGAACCAUAGAUAUAGCAGCUCUGAUUAGACCCAGAGCCAUAGAUCUAGUUCUGAUUAGACCCAGAACCAUAGAUCUAGUUCUGAUGAGACCCAGAACCAUACACAUAGUUCUGAUUAGACCCAGAACCAUAGAUACAGCAGUUCUGAUUAGACCCAGAACCAUACACAUAGUUCUGAUUAGACCCAGAACCAUAGAUAUAGCAGCUCUGAUUAGACCCAGAACCAUAUAUAUAGCAGCUCUGAUUAGACCCAGAACCAUACACAUAGCUCUGAUUAGACCCAGAACCAUAGAUAUAGCAGCUCUGAUUAGACCCAGAACCAUAGAUCUAGUUCUGAUUAGACCCAGAACCAUAGAUAUAGCAGCUCUGAUUAGACCCAGAACCAUAGAUAUAGCUCUGAUUAGACCCAGAACCAUAGAUACAGUUCCUAUUAUACCCCUCUCCCCAAACAGUGUUAGAACUAUCAAUUUGAUAUCAUGGAUGGUCAGUCCUUGCAUCCAUAGCUCUGUCUAUGAAUUUGAGAGUGUUUACAAAUCUCCAACCCCAUCCCUCAGCUUUUGACCAAAACAGAGGCGGGGUGGACACGUCGUUAUUGUUUCAACUGCAGAUUGCCCCUUGACGGUCAGCUCAGAUAAACACCUUGACGGGUUUAGAUUGUGGCUCCAAAGCAACACUCCAGUCAACAUGACUGCUUGGUGCUUACGCUGCCCAAAUGGCCCCCUAUACUUACCCCACAUAGGACUCUGUUCAGAAGUAGUGCACUAUAUAGGGAAUAGGGCUCUGGUCUAUAGUAGUGCACUAUAAUAGUGCACUAUAUAGGGAAUAGGGCUCUGGUCUAUAAUAGUACACUAUAUAGGGAAUAGGGCUCUGGUCUAUAGUAGUACACUAUAUAGGGAAUAGGGCUCUGGUCUAUAGUAGUACCACUAUAUAGGGAAUAGGGCUCUGGUCUAUAGUAGAACCACUAUAUAGGGAAUAGGGCUCUGGUCUAUAGUAGUACCACUAUAUAGGGAAUAGGACUCUGGUCUAUAGUAGUACCACUAUAUAGGGAAUAGGACUCUGGUCUAUAGUAGUACCACUAUAUAGGGAAUAGGGCUCUGUUUUAUAGUAGUACCACUACAUAGGGAAUAGGGUUCUGGUCUAUAGUAGUACCACUAUAUAGGGAGUAGGGCUCUGGUCUAUAGUAGUACCACUAUAUAGGGAAUAGGGCUCUGGUCUAUAGUAGUACCACUAUAUAGGGAAUAGGGCUCUGUUUUAUAGUAGUACCACUAUAUAGUGGAUAGGGCUCUGGUCUAUAGUAAUACCACUAUAUAGGGAAUAGGGCUCUGGUCUAUAGUAAUACCACUGUAUAGGGAAUAGGGCUCUGGUCUAUAGUAGUACCACUAUAUAGGGAAUAGGGCUCUGUUUUAUAGUAGUACCACUAUAUAGGGAAUAGGGCUCUGGUCUAUAGUAGUACCACUAUAUAGGGAAUAGGGCUCUGGUCUAUAGUAGUGCACUAUAAUAGUGCACUAUAUAGGGAAUAGGGCUCUGGUCUAUAAUAGUACACUAUAUAGGGAAUAGGGCUCUGGUCUAUAGUAGUACCACUAUAUAGGGAAUAGGGCUCUGGUCUAUAGUAGUACCACUAUAUAGGGAAUAGGGCUCUGGUCUAUAGUAGUACCACUAUAUAGGGAAUAGGGCUCUGGUCUAUAGUAGUACCAUUAUAUAGGGAAUAGGGCUCUGGUCUAUAGUAGUACCACUAUAUAGGGAAUAGGGCUCUGGUCUAUAGUAGUGCACUAUAAUAGUGCACUAUAUAGGGAAUAGGGCUCUGGUCUAUAAUAGUACACUAUAUAGGGAAUAGGGCUCUGGUCUAUAAUAGUAUCACUAUAUAGGGGAUAGGGCUCUGGUCUAUAGUAGUACCACUAUAUAGGGAAUAGGGCUCUGGUCUAUAGUAGUAUCACUAUAUAGGGGAUAGGGCUCUGGUCUACAGUAGUACCACUAUAUAGGGGAUAAUGGGGUGCCGUGCUCACUUCGAUCCCAGUUUCAUUGAGCCCCAACCACUUAAAUCCGUUGUGUUCAUAGAUAAAGCUCUGGUUUAAUUUUGUUUAGGAAAGAAGCUUUUUAUAUCUGAUUGCCAAAUAAUAAGGUGAUUGUAUUUUGCGAUAUUAUAUUAUAUUAUUACAACACACGUAAAUACACACGUAUCUGAACAUGUACCUGCAGACAGAGAACAGUGUUUUCAGACUGUGGGUCUCUUCUGUACAUACCAAGUCCCGUGAGUCAUGGAGAACUUGUAUAAGCCUGUUUGGGGAACCCUGGGUUAGGGGCAGAACUUGUGUGCAGACAGUGAACAUACUUUAAUGGGUUGGGACAAGCGUUGAUCAUUUGAGUCAGCUGUGUUGUGCUCGGGGCAAAAAAAAACGAAACCCCCAGGGACCGAGUUUGGAAAACCCUGGGUUAAAGUUGAACUUGUGUGUAGAGAGUGAACAUACUUUAAUUGGCAGUACAUGAUAUAUAUUUUAAGACACACAGCUUUGUCUGUUCAUGUUGGUCUGGCUCAGAGAACGACUACUGUUGUCUAAUGUCCUCCUUCAUGUUGGUCUGGCUCAGAGAACGACUACUGUUGUCUAAUGUCCUCCUUCAUGUUGGUCUGGGUCAGAGAACGACUACUGUUGUCUAAUGUCCUCCUCCAUGUUGGUCUGGCUCAGAGAACGACUACUGUUGUCUAAUGUCCUCCUUCAUGUUGGUCUGGCUCAGAGAACGACUACUGUUGUCUAAUGUCCUCCUUCAUGUUGGUCUGGCUCAGAGAACAACUACUGUUGUCUAAUGUCCUUCAUGUUGGUCUGGCUCAGAGAACGACUACUGUUGUCUAAUGUCCUCCAUGUUGGUCUGGCUCAGAGAACGACUACUGUUGUCUAAUGUCCUCCUCCAUGUUGGUCUGGCUCAGAGAACGACUACUGUUGUCUAAUGUCCUCCAUGUUGGUCUGGCUCAGAGAACGACUACUGUUGUCUAAUGUCCUCCUCCAUGUUGGUCUGGGUCAGAGAACGACUACUGUUGUCUAAUGUCCUCCUUCAUGUUGGUCUGGCUCAGAGAACGACUACUGUUGUCUAAUGUCCUCCAUGUUGGUCUGGCUCAGAGAACGACUACUGUUGUCUAAUGUCCUCCUUCAUGUUGGUCUGGCUCAGAGAACGACUACUGUUGUCUAAUGUCCUCCUUCAUGUUGGUCUGGGUCAGAGAACGACUACUGUUGUCUAAUGUCCUCCUUCAUGUUGGUCUGGCUCAGAGAACAACUACUGUUGUCUAAUGUCCUUCAUGUUGGUCUGGGUCAGAGAACGACUACUGUUGUCUAAUGUCCUCCUUCAUGUUGGUCUGGGUCAGAGAACAACUACUGUUGUCUAAUGAACUCCAUGUUGAUCUGGGUCGGAGAACAACUACUGUUGUCUAAUGUCCUCCAUGUUGGUCUGGGUCAGAGAACAACUACUGUUGUCUAAUGUCCUCCUCCAUGUUGGUCUGGCUCAGAGAACGAUUACUGUUGUCUAAUGUCCUCCAUGUUGGUCUGGCUCAGAGAACGACUACUGUUGUCUAAUGUCCUCCAUGUUGGUCUGGCUCAGAGAACAACUACUGUUGUCUAAUGUCCUCCUUCAUGUUGGUCUGGCUCAGAGAACAACUACUGUUGUCUAAUGAACUCCAUGUUGAUCUGGGUCGGAGAACAACUACUGUUGUCUAAUGUCCUCCUUCAUGUUGGUCUGGCUCAGAGAACAACUACUGUUGUCUAAUGUCCUCCUCCAUGUUGGUCUGGCUCAGAGAACAACUACUGUUGUCUAAUGAACUCCAUGUUGAUCUGGGUCAGAGAACAACUACUGUUGUCUAAUGUCCUCCAUGUUGGUCUGGGUCAGAGAACGACUACUGUUGUCUAAUGUCCUCCAUGUUGGUCUGGGUCAGAGAACGACUACUGUUGUCUAAUGUCCUCCAUGUUGGUCUGGGUCAGAGAACAACUACUGUUGUCUAAUGUCCUCCAUGUUGGUCUGGGUCAGAGAACGACUACUGUUGUCUAAUGUCCUCCAUGUUGGUCUGGGUCAGAGAACAACUACUGUUGUCUAAUGUCCUCCAUGUUGGUCUGGGUCAGAGAACGACUACUGUUGUCUAAUGUCCUCCUCCAUGUUGGUCUGGCUCAGAGAACGAUUACUGUUGUCUAAUGUCCUCCAUGUUGGUCUGGCUCAGAGAACAACUACUGUUGUCUAAUGUCCUCCUCCAUGUUGGUCUGGGUCAGAGAACGACUACUGUUGUCUAAUGUCCUCCUCCAUGUUGGUCUGGCUCAGAGAACGACUACUGUUGUCUAAUGUCCUCCUCCAUGUUGGUCUGGCUCAGAGAACAACUACUGUUGUCUAAUGUCCUGUUUCAUGUUGGCCUGGGUCAGAGAACAACUACUGUUGUCUAAUGUCCUCCUUCAUGUUGGUCUGGGUCAGAGAACGACUACUGUUGUCUAAUGUCCUGUUUCAUGUUGGUCUGGCUCAGAGAACAACUACUGUUGUCUAAUGUCCUCCUCCAUGUUGGUCUGGCUCAGAGAACAACUACUGUUGUCUAAUGUCCUUCAUGUUGGUCUGGGUCAGAGAACGACUACUGUUGUCUAAUGUCCUCCUUCAUGUUGGUCUGGCUCAGAGAACGACUACUGUGUUCUGUACUAGUAUAUGUUGUAUUAAAGGACAAUAACACUGGUUUUGUUCUGUACUAAUAUAUGUUUUAUUAAAGGACAAUAACACUGGUUUUGUUCUGUACUAAUAUAUGUUGUAUUAUAGGACAAUAACACUGGUUUUGUUCUGUACUAAUAUAUGUUUUAUUAAAGGACAAUAACACUGGUUUUGUUCUGUACUAAUAUAUGUUGUAUUAAAGGACAAUAACGCUGGUUUUGUUCUGUACUAAUAUAUGUUGUAUUAAAGGACAAUAACACUGGUUUUGUUCUGUACUAAUAUAUGUUGUAUUAAAGGACAAUAACACUGGUUUUGUUCCGUAGUAAUAUAUGUUGUAUUAAAGGACAAUAACGCUGGUUUUGUUCUGUAGUAAUAUAUGUUGUAUUAAAGGACAAUAACACUGGUUUUGUUCUGUACUAAUAUAUGUUGUAUUAUAGGACAAUAACACUGGUUUUGUUCUGUACUAAUAUAUGUUUUAUUAAAGGACAAUAACACUGGUUUUGUUCUGUACUAAUAUAUGUUGUAUUAAAGGACAAUAACACUGGUUUUGUUCUGUACUAGUAUAUCUUGUAUAAAAGGACAAUAACACUGGUUUUGAUCUGUACUAAUAUAUGUUGUAUUAAAGGACAAUAACACUGGUUUUGUUCUGUAGUAAUAUAUGUUGUAUUAAAGGACAAUAACGCUGGUUUUGUUCUGUAGUAAUAUAUGUUGUAUUAAAGGACAAUAACACUGGUUUUGUUCUGUACUAAUAUAUGUUGUAUUAAAGGACAAUAACACUGGUUUUGUUCUGUACUAAUAUAUGUUGUAUUAAAGGACCACUUCACUGGU